CCAUAUUAGUGCAACAAACCCUUCCUUCAGAAAACAAAAUAAAAAGGAGACAGCUCGGAACAAGGCUGCGGUAGAGAGAAGGAAAGAGUUUAAAAAAAUGGCGUCGUUUUUGCAGUCAUUUCUGAAUCCAAAGAAGAACUGGUUGGCGGCUCUGCACAUGAAAUCCAUUUCCAAUCGCCUCCGCAAAUACGGCCUUCGCUACGACGAUUUAUACGAUCCUUACUACGAUCUGGAUAUCAAGGAGGCGUUGAAUCGGCUGCCCCGUGAGAUCGUCGAUGCCCGUAACCAACACCUCAAGCGUGCGAUGGACCUCUCCAUGAAGCACGAGUAUCUCCCCGAAAAUCUUCAGAAAAUGCAGACACCAUUUAGGAGUUAUCUUCAAGAUAUGCUUGCUCUUGUGAAGAAGGAGAGAGCAGAGCGUGAAGCGUUGGGAGCUUUGCCUCUGUAUCAGCGAACUAUUCCUUGAGGUUCUUAUAGUUUCUUGUCGCUAAUGCUGUUGAAAUUCGCAUUCAAAUGAUUUAUAUGUCAUGUUAUGCUUUGUUAGCAUAAGGGACAUGAAUUUUGCCUUUCCUAAUUGGUUGGUGACACAGUCAUCUGUGUCAGUUUUUUUAAAUGGAAUCACUAGUUGGUUGGGUUAGUCUGUUUCCAAUGUUUUAGUAAUAUGUAAAACUGUGAACUGCAUUUUACGCUUGAGUGCAAGCAACUCUACAAGAAACACCGGCCUUACCAUCUAAAGGACGUUCUUUCCUUGUUCGAGCAAAUCUAAACUGUCCUGGUCGUUUUCUUUUUCUGCUUCAUAUUGAUGUUGAAGUCCAUUAGGCUUUUAGUCCCAGUGAAAUGGUGGCUGGAUGAGCUGCAUUGGAACCCUUAAAACCACGUUAUUUAGACACUAGUCUUUCGAGUUCUGCCCACUUGGCUAAAAUGAGAAGCAAAACACGUGUUUAGGCUAAUGGGUAAUUACCAUUGAUUAGAUUGUCCUGCAGUUCGAUCAUACGAGCAUUUAACUCGAUGGUCCACUUGGGAAGUUAGGGAGCUAUCGCAUGAUUCUCAGUUUCAUGUUCCAAAAAAUUGAGGUACAGUUCCCUUGACAAUUUCUUUUGCAGAGAAGAAAAUAAACCAGAAAACUAAAUAUUACUGACAUUUACAUUGGGUUGGCGACGAUCUCUUUCUCAUGGUUAUGGGGAAGCACAUUUUUGGGCAUAUUUUCUAGUCAAAGUAGCUUAUGAGGGCGAGUUUGAUUUUGUCAAACUUCAUUGUCUUUGGUUUGAUAUUAAGAGGAUAUUAUGGGUAUUAUGAGGUCAAGAGCUUGUGUUGUAAACGGUUUAUUACAGCUCUUUCUUACCAAAAAUAAAUAAAUAAAUAAACAGUUAAGACUGUUCCUGUUAGACAUGUUUCAAUAAUUGGUGAUAGAGGAAUCCAAACUUAUUGUGUCUAAUCGAAGUAGAGAGACAUAGCCAUAUGGAAAUGGGUGGUUUGUGUCUUCAUCUUUUGUCCCCUUUCAUCUCUAUCUCAAUUUUAUUUAAGUAUUGAAGUACACAGCUCAAGCCUUGAAGAAAGAUGUUCUCCCAAUGGACAUUUCCAUGUGAUUCCAAGAGACCCCAUAUGCUUUCAAUGCAGCACUGCCCGAGAAUAGGAUAAGAUUCAAGAUUCGAAUGCAUUUUAUCCCCUCAUAUCUUAUCAGAUGUACAAUAUGAGAUGAUGUGAAUGCAUGGAAAUUUGAAACUUUAAACCACAAAGUUUGUUAGGAUGUCCAUCUCCAAUCAUUGAAAGUAGUAGGCCUCCAUCACUGUUUUUUCCAAUUUAUCUUUUUAGGUACGGUACAAUACAGGAAAUAAUCAUCUCUCUCGGGUGAUGAUGUUUUAAGGAUUUAUAACUUUAUA
Molecule: messenger RNA, 1880 nt
Organism: Durio zibethinus
Lineage: Eukaryota; Viridiplantae; Streptophyta; Magnoliopsida; Malvales; Malvaceae
Product: cytochrome b-c1 complex subunit 7-2, mitochondrial
Biological process (GO): mitochondrial electron transport, ubiquinol to cytochrome c
Cellular component (GO): respiratory chain complex III
Source: RefSeq, a predicted model, not a curated record